AUGUCUCACAACCUCACCAACAACGCCUUGACGGCCGUCAAGGGAUUCUUGGAUCCUCAAAUAUCCAAUGGUCGCCUCAACCCCGUUCACCUUGCAAUUGCCACCCGAGGUUACUGGAUACAGUCGCACGUGUUGCACAUCCCCGACCGAUUCGGCUUCUUCUCGUCCGGUCCUCCCCGUCUCCAGAUGUAUCAGAGUGCCUCGUUUGCUUUCUUGACUGUCGGUGUUGCCUUUUCAACCGUCUGGGGGGCGCUCACUGUCUUAUUGGCCAAACUCAUGGGGCGGCCAAUUUCUAGGUUGGCAGGGGCGAUGGGGGUCUUACAGAUUGCCGUGGUAGCUGUUAUCUGGGCGGCUUUGGCGUGUUUCGACCAUCGCCGUGCGCUGGACUACGACUGGGGAGACUGGAAGCGGCGGAAAGAAUGA
Messenger RNA from Phialemonium atrogriseum, 423 nucleotides. RefSeq lists its product as uncharacterized. The record is from RefSeq and is a predicted model, not a curated record. Lineage: Eukaryota; Fungi; Ascomycota; Sordariomycetes; Cephalothecales; Cephalothecaceae. The transcript has a single exon. The coding region runs from base 1 to 423 and encodes 140 amino acids.